AAAGAGAAAAUAUGGCGUCAAGGGUGGAGAUAAUCUCAGAUGAAAUGAUUAAGCCUUCAUCUCCAACUCCAACUCAUCUCAGAAUCCUCAAACUCUCACUCCUAGACCAAAUCUCACCUCCCAUUUAUGUUCCCCUCAUUUUCUUCUACAACCAUCUCCAAAAUCUCAGCCGCCACCAAAUCUCGACGCUGCUCAAACAAUCUCUCUCCAAUACCCUUACUGAUUUCUACCCCUUGGCAGGGAGGAUUCACGAUAACUCAUCCAUCAACUGCAACGAUCAAGGCGCCGAGUUCGUCGAGGCUCGUGUUCACACCUCACUAUCAGAAAUCAUACAAAAUCCAAACAUGGAAGAGCUCAAGAAACUCCAGACAUCACAAGGAGAAGACGAGAAGGUGAUGCUAAGAGUGAAGAUUUGUUUCUUCGACUGCGGAGAGAUUUCCGUCGCUAUAUGCAUCUCACACAAAAUUGCCGACGGAACGUCCCUCGUUGCGUUCGCCAAUGCAUGGGCCGCUGCAACCCGCGGCGAAACUCCAGAUUUCCAGCCGUCGUUCAAUUUCUCUUCCGUUUUCCCACCAAGAGACCUCUCCGCGCUGGAAUCCACCCAGAGAGUCGGCAUUACGCAGGAGAAAAUCGUGACGAAGAGAUUGGUUUUCGGCAAGGAAGAGCUGGCGAAGCUUAAGAUUGACAGCGGAUCGCAAGUGAAGAAUAUUCCGACUAGAGUCGAAGCUGUCUCUUCCUACAUCUGGCGACGCUUUAUAAAAGCGAAAGACGGAACCAGAACGACGUCGUUUGCUGCAGUUCAUGCAGUGAACCUGAGGCAGAGAAAGAGUCCGCCGUUUUCGCAGCACAUGUUUGGAAACUGCUGGAGACCUGCGAUUGCAUUGUCGAGAGCGGAGGCGAGUGAGGCCGAGCUGGUGGGGAAAUUGAGGGGUGCCAUAACGAGAAUGGAUGGGGAUUUUAUUGGACAGAUUGAGAAUGGAGAGUAUUUGAAUGUGCUGAGUAGGACAGUUGAUAUGUUCAUCAAGGGUGGGGUGGAGUUCAGCAAUUUUAGCAGCUGGUGUAGGUUUCCGGUGUACGAGGUUGAUUUCGGGUGGGGGAAGCCGGUUUGGGUUUGCACGACCACGAUGCCGUUCAAGAAUUUAGUGAUUUUGAUGAGCACACCAUGUGGUGAAGGAAUUGAAGCAUGGGUUAAUAUUGUCGAAGAAGAUUUGAAAAUGUUUGAACAAAGCCAACAACUAGUGAUCCACUGAAGUGAGUCUAUAUAUUGUAGUAGUAUUAAUGAGUGUGUCAGUGUGUGUGACAAAGUGAGAAGAAGUGGUAUGUAUUGAGAUUGUUUAUUCAACGGAGUAGUAUUUUGUUAUAUG
Molecule: messenger RNA, 1364 nt
Organism: Salvia hispanica
Lineage: Eukaryota; Viridiplantae; Streptophyta; Magnoliopsida; Lamiales; Lamiaceae
Source: RefSeq, a predicted model, not a curated record